AUGGACGCAGGUUCCAGACGGAGGAGAAAACCACCGAAAUCCCCCUUGGUCACUACUACGUUUGUUUCUAAUCUACCGCUGAAUGCUAACAAAGGCGAGCUAUGGAGAUUAUUUGGGAACUUUGGUGAAUUGUCGGAUGUAUACAUCGCCCAAAAGAAAGAUGCCAACAGGAGAAACUUUGCUUUCAUUCGAUUUAAGAAUGUGAGAAAUUGGAGGAUUCUUGAAGCGGCCCUUCUGAACUUAUCAUUUGCAAGCAAAAAUCUGCAGGUGAACGUCGCAAAAUUUGAGCGGAAGCAAAAAAAGAGAGUACAAGAUUUUCAAUAUAGAAGAGAACCGAUAAAUACCAAGGCCACUGCAGGUAUAAUGAAUUGA
Molecule: messenger RNA, 372 nt
Organism: Lactuca sativa (garden lettuce)
Lineage: Eukaryota; Viridiplantae; Streptophyta; Magnoliopsida; Asterales; Asteraceae
Source: RefSeq, a predicted model, not a curated record